Messenger RNA from Numida meleagris (helmeted guineafowl), 3144 nucleotides. It is a transcript of the gene VSX2, whose product is annotated as visual system homeobox 2. NCBI's taxonomy places the organism in Eukaryota, Metazoa, Chordata, Aves, Galliformes, Numididae. Gene Ontology annotation, biological process: regulation of transcription by RNA polymerase II. Gene Ontology annotation, cellular component: nucleus. The record is from RefSeq and is a predicted model, not a curated record. Bases 108 to 2021 code for a protein of 637 amino acids. The transcript is spliced from 4 exons. Gene Ontology annotation, molecular function: DNA-binding transcription factor activity, RNA polymerase II-specific; sequence-specific double-stranded DNA binding.
CUCGCUGCCCGCCGGGCACCUGCUGGCGGCCCGCUCCGUCCUCAGCCCCGCCGGGGUGGGCGGCGUGGGCAUGGGGCUGCUAGGAGCUGGCGGCAUCCCCGGCUUCUAUGCGCAGCCCACCUUUCUGGAGGUGCUCUCCGAUCCGCAGAGCGUCCACCUGCAGCCUCUGGCCCGGGCCCCCGGGCAGCUGGACAGCAGCCAGACGGCCAGCUCAGGUAGGCACGGCCCCGGCCCCCGGGGGCACCGCCGUCCGCAGGCACCCCCAGAGCCCCGCGCCCGGCGGCGGAGGUGAUUUCGUUUCGGACUCGAGGAGGAGGAGGAAAAGAACGAGGGAGCUCGGGACCGGCCUUCCCCGGCUGGGGCCGCUGCCGCGCUGUGAUGGCCCGGCCCGUGGCUGCACCGAACACCGGCGGAGCGGCUCUCGCCCGGCCCCGGCGGCCCCAACUCGUUGCCGGGGAAUUAAGGCCCUCUCCUGUCCCGUUCCUAGACGGCGACAGCCGCCCGCAGCCCUGCCCGCAGGCCUCUCUCCCAGCCCGCCCCAGUCCCUCCGGAGCGGGGGCAGCGGUGUCCCGCUUCGUCCCCAAGCGUCCUCCCGGAGUCCCCGUGCCGUGCCGUGCCCGCCGCCCCCUCCCGCAGCGCGGCCGCGGGGAGAGCGGAGCCGCGGCCGGUGGCUGCCGGGUGGCGGCGGGCGGGAAGCGGCAGGAGCUCGAGGCUGGCCCUGGGGCAAGGCGGCCCGCACCGAAACGCGCCUCCCGGCUUCGAACCCCUGCGGUUCCCGUGGGGCGAAGGCGGCACCGCCCUGCCCGCGACACCCCCGGCCCGGGCACCCCUGGGACGCGCGGCGGCCGCGGGCAGAAGCCAUUCCCGGCAAUGUUUUUCGCGGUGGCUGCGGCAGCCUUUAUUUUUCCGCCUUCCCGGCGUUUCCACGGAGCAGCGCGGGUCCCCCGCCCCGGGUCAAGAGGCAGCGGGUGCCCGGGCGCCGGGAGGGGGCCGCGGCUCCCUCCAUUUCCUACAUUUUGUUGAGAUCGAGGGCUCGGCGUUUCGGCGGCACGACAACGGCAGCCCCGCAAACGACUCCGGGUGACAUAAGGGACAGUGAGAGCCCGCUCCCGGCCCGCAGCCCUUCCCGGAGGGGCACGGAGUCCCCGAGCCCCCCGCAGCGGGAUCCGGGCCGGGGCCGGGCUGCAGCCCGCAGACCCCGGCCGAACCGCGAUCGCAACGAAAGCUCCGGGCGGAGUGGCCGGAGGGAGCGGAGCUGCGGGGCCCCGGCGGGCAGCGAGCCCCAGCCCACGGCCGCUGCCCUUCUCUCCGCAGAUUCCGAGGAUGUCUCCUCCAGCGACCGCAAAAUGUCCAAAUCUUCCCUCAACCAGAGCAAGAAAAGAAAGAAGAGGCGGCACAGGACAAUCUUCACAUCCUACCAACUGGAGGAGCUGGAAAAGGCCUUCAAUGAGGCCCACUACCCAGAUGUGUAUGCUAGAGAGAUGUUGGCCAUGAAAACAGAGCUGCCAGAAGACAGGAUACAGGUCUGGUUCCAGAACCGCCGGGCCAAGUGGCGGAAGCGAGAGAAGUGCUGGGGCCGGAGCAGCGUGAUGGCCGAGUACGGGCUCUAUGGCGCCAUGGUGCGUCACUCCAUCCCACUGCCUGAGUCCAUCCUCAAGUCAGCCAAGGAUGGCAUCAUGGAGUCCUGUGCCCCGUGGCUCCUGGGGAUGCACAAAAAGUCUCUGGAGGCAGCGGCUGAGGCGGGGAGGAAGACGGAGGUGGAGCGUCAGGCCCUGCCCAAGCUUGACAAGGGUGACAAGGAAGAGAGGGGCUCGGAUCCCAAAACCGCCAUUUCCCAGGAGGAACUGAGAGAAAACAGCAUUGCUGCCCUCAGGGCCAAAGCUCAGGAGCACAGCACCAAAGUCCUGGGGACCAUUGCGGGGGACACCCCAAGGAAGCUGGAGAAAGGGGAGGAGGUGGCAGAGGAUGAGAGGCAGACAGAGAAGUCCAGUGCAUCACAGAAGGAGGAGAAGCUGAUCUAGGGGGGCAGAGGCUGUGGGAGCCAGCCCUGACAGAUACUGUGUCGUCCGGGGGCCACAGCCCCCUCUGAUGGCCAGGCCUCCCGGCCGCCCCCACCCAGGGCGUGGGGCCCCUGUUUCUUCGUGUGGGGCUACCCCAGGGGUGCCUCCAGCCUGCUGCCCUGGAGUGCAGCCCCAUCCUUCACUCCUCUACCCCCAGGGCUUUUCUUACCCCAGUCUCCAUUGCCACCCCAGGGCAGGCUGUGGCUCCAGGUCCCUCUGGCUGUGGGUCUGCGUCUAGCCCAGACCCCACCCAGCCCCCUCCAGGCCAGUGCAGCCCAGUUCCCCUUCACCUCAUGCCCCAUCCUGCUGUGUUCCACACCACAGGGGACCCCAUUGCCCCUGGUGCGAUGAGCCCAUGGCCCUGUGUGUGAAAUGCCGAGCCUCUGCUACAGGGCUCUCCCAGCUCAGCACUGACAGCUGCUGGGAUGGGGCUGCAGGUUUGGAGCUGCUGAUUUUUGCCUCAAUUACAUGAGGAAAUGCAGAUUUAGCUUGCAGACACCAUGCUGUGUUCCCAGAUCACACCUCCAGUGACCCCAGCCCACACCGUCAUCUCCCCCACACGCACUCGGAGGCCAGUGACACACACGGCUAAAGCCUCUCAGGCAAGAUAACAACAUUUCCCUAAGGUAUUUAUUGAAGUAAAUUUGCCCUGCUCUCCUUCUGCGCCCUGAAGGGAAUGACAGCCAUGCAGACACACCCCUGGCACACACUGUAAUGUGUACAUACGUCUCCUCACUGACCCCAUGUGUGCACGCAGACCCAUGCAGCCAAACCCGCUGUUCUUCACAGCAUCCCGUGCUGACAUCGCCCUUCUAUCCCCGUCAGGCCUCUUAUCCCCAGAGCUGCUGUUUUUAUUCUGUCAGAAUUAACCCCUUCCAUCCAGCCCCAUCUGUCUUUGUCCCCCAUUUGUUUGACGUGUUAGAUUAUAGCCCACGGUGUGUAAAUAAUGUACAUACAGCAAGAAAAGAAUUCAGUAUUGAGGUGUUUGAGAUAUGGAGCUGUAAUAACUUCUAGUCAUUCAGAACCUGUGAUUUAUGUGCCAUUUUCUGUAAAGAUAUGAACAAGAAUAAAACUAAACUGGAAU